Messenger RNA from Priapulus caudatus, 5000 nucleotides. RefSeq lists its product as uncharacterized. The transcript is spliced from 8 exons. Gene Ontology annotation, biological process: cytoplasmic microtubule organization. Lineage: Eukaryota; Metazoa; Priapulida; Priapulimorpha; Priapulimorphida; Priapulidae. Gene Ontology annotation, molecular function: microtubule plus-end binding. The record is from RefSeq and is a predicted model, not a curated record. Gene Ontology annotation, cellular component: microtubule plus-end; cytoplasm; nucleus. Bases 68 to 1402 code for a protein of 444 amino acids.
AGAGAGAAAGGUGGAAGUUUUGGCACACGAGGUCAGAUUCCUGCGGAGCACUCCUCCCAACAGGACCAUGUCCACGAGCCCACGCACGAGCCACAGUGCAAGCCUCACCCUACCAUCCCUGCAUCAGACUAGGGUGGUGGCAGGGAGGCUGUCGUCACGGAGCAGCCACGCAUCAAGCUCCCCGGCAAGCUCACCUUGCCUCAACGCUUGCCACAAGCUGUGCCAGCAGGGGGCGCUGUCAGAUGAGCAGUGUGAGAAGAAGGGCACCGGUGGCUGGUGCAAGAGCCGUCCAUCAUCGGAGAGCUUCACGACAGUGGCGGUGGUGCACGAGCCCUGCGAGGGGGCGCCACCGCCGGCGUGGGAUGCCGGAGCAGAGCCAGGCAGCGAGGAGAGCGACAGCUCGAUCCCUGAUGUGGUGACGAUGCCGUCGGGUCCCCGCCAACCCUUACCCAGUCCGGAUGUGACGAGGCACACGCAGGAUGGACACCAACAGCAGUGCCCUCUGCCGAUGAAUGCAUGCACUAAGCUUGAGGAGCAGUUCAGGGAGACCUUCCAGCUGAACAGAAAACUUGCGCUAGAACUCGACGCCGCGAAACAAGAGAUCGAAGUGCUUACCGCCCGACUACGAGAGCAUGACGCGCACGACCUGCAGAGGUCACGAGGUCGUAACACUCACAUGAACGACCCACCCGGUUGGCAUGGCGACGGUGAUGCCGUGGCAGGCGGAAUCUCCGGUGAUGACUGCUCAGCGGAUAGUGGUUACCACGGUCACCGCGAGGCUGACUUCUGCAGCCACGGUGAUGCGUGUGAUGGAAGUGGUGAUGCUGCGGGCAGCAGUAGCCAUGGUGACAGGACGUGUGCUGAGGAUUCUGUGCGAACAUUCUCGAAACCUCCCAAGUGUAAGAAGCCGAUGCAUAGGCUUGACCCUAACUCUACUGCACACUUGGCGAAAUCGACACCCGACUCGCCUCUCCUCGUUCCCUGUCCUGUGAUUGGUUGCCUAUGCAGCAACUGCAUGUCGGGCUCUUGUCGGCGCCUACCUGGGAACAAGAUCUCAGCAAGCAGCAGGCUGCGCACAAAGCUGAAUGACAGGGUUACCACGAAGAGUGAGCUGACAGGCUGUGUAAGAUAUAUCGGCCAUGUGGACGGGAGUGGUCACAAGGACAUGAUAUAUGUCGGAUUAGAGUUGGAUACGCCUGUGGGUCAACACAAUGGCUGCCUCAAUGGAAAACGCUAUUUCCAGUGUGCAAAAAAGUAUGGAGUAUUUGUGCCUGUCAAUGAUGUACUGUACACCAUUCAUGAAUCAAAAAGCGUCGUGGCAUGCGGCGGGCGUAGAGCGGCGGCCAUAACACUGCCCAGACGCAGCAAGACGCCCAUGCAGGAGCUCGUCGAGACGUUGUGAGCGCACACCUGCGCACCUCUAAACAUCCCCGCCGACAAUCGGCGAUCACGUGGCUGUCCAUGUGGCGCCCCCAUUACGAGAGGCGCCACCUGGCUGUCGUUGCUGUAGAAUACACGUUCGACAAUCCAUCGCCGUGCGUCGUGGCGAUGGCGUUUAGCUGCUUGGUGUGUCACGUUGUAAAAACAAGUUGUUGUGUUCAAGAAGGCCCACUAUAUUAAAUCUCAUCAUAUCAUGUUAUAUGAUAUAUUAUGACAUAUAUGUUAUCAGGGGUGUCACAUAUGAGAAUUUGUCAUUAUUAACUCCUAAUGUUAUGUGUAUAUGCUAUGUUGUGUGUGUAUAUGAUGUAAUGUGUGAAGUUGUGUUAUUAUUAUGUUAGGCCACCCUUUACAUAUUGCUUUCUUGGUGUCUACUGGCAACCGUCAAAAUCCUAUCUUCUAAGGAGUUUUUUUAUUGUGAAUGUUUUGUACCUGUACAUGUAUAUGACUAUAUUAUCUGUAUGGUGAAUUAUAUAUUUUUGGGAUGGCCGUCCCUGAAUUGCUAAGUGGGGUAUCUACAAAUAUGUAAGAUUUUUCAGGUUGGCGCUCGGAAGGGUAACCAUAGUGACAUUUUUUCUAUUCGACACUCUCUUUCCUUCUGUUACAUGUGUUAGAACAUGUUAUUUCUGGAAUGGUGCAACCUUGUUUUUUUGUAAUAGUAUAAUAAUAUAAUACUUAUUCAGAGUGGAAUUCGAGAUUGGACCAGGUUCAGGAUCAGAACUCUAUCAUUUAGUGGCCUGUAUUUACCAUGUACUUACGUGUAAAACAUAUAGAUAUGUUUGUAGAAUCUGAAUCCUAAUCGUGACUAUGAGUUUCACAUAAUGUGACGGAUUAGGAAAAUCGCACGCAAUUGUGUUUACAAUGAUGAAUCUGAUUUCGAGAAUACCCUUCCGGAUAUUCAUGCCACCAUGUGUUUUUAUGCUUACAAUGCGUAGCUACUUUGAAAUGUUAAUGUUUCCAUGUUCCGAUGUUUUCUACGUUUAUUUGUAGGCUGUUAGUGUUACAUAUCGCGUUUACGGUCACAGUAUUACACGUUUUAUCGGUAAAAGUUGACCUUCUUAUAAGUUUGUAAAUUGCAAUCAUUGAUGAUUUGAUGACGUUAGACUGAUUCUCCAGUCAGAAAGAAUUUAUGUUGACUCUUUGCAUUGUUACUGCGCGUUUUAGACCGUGCUAACUGCCUGUGUUUACACGAGGCCUAUGUAAACCAGUACGUGAUGCUGCGUGGCCACCCUUUGGUCCUCAAAAGCUGGUGACAGGCAGCGAGAGACAGCAGCAAUACAACUUCAAUUGUCGUUACCCUUGGCCUUGCCAGAUGUUCAGCGGCAAACGAUGGUUGUAUGUAGAGUGCGUCAGGCAUUCACUCUGUCAUCUACUGCGUUUGCUGUCCAGUCCCGGUGAUAGGCCAAUCAUGUGUAUUACGUUGUUCGUUUUUACUUCGCAGGUCGCGGCGUUUUCGACGCCCGGUUUUUACGUUUCCCGCUGCGUUGUUAAUGAUAUGUAGGGUAUGGCUUCAGGUUACAGGGUGCUUCUCCUGCCCCUCCUCCCAUCCAAUGACAUGCAGAUUCUGUGACGCUGUCCCUCCCGACCAUUGUGACUAUGCGCAUCCGUAUGACACUCUAAACGAAUGCACUUGUUUGCACUCGAACUAUAAUUGCUAUAUACUCUUAUACACACAUAUAUAUAUAUAUAUAUAUAUAUAUAUAUAUAUAUAUAUAUAUAUAUAUAUCAUUGUAUGUGUGCUAUUGCAGAGUGACAUCCAUACAAGAUGCUAAGUUUUUGUUUUGUAUGGAUAUUUCCCAUGUUGGGGUGGAAGAUCCAAACCGUGUGUGCUCAGAUGGUCAUUAGGUUGGGGCAGCAGUUGCAGAUUAUCUGUGCAGCUUCAUAUUAGAAGUUCUAGUGAUAAGGUAAUAAAGUUGCACACGUUGCAAUGGUUAAUAAGUUUCUACUUUUCGACUCUAGUGUUGAACGGCUUAAACAACUUGUAGUGUUUGCGUAUUUUCAUUCAAUGUUUAGCAAUGAUGUGGAGCAAAAUCUCACUGUCAACCAUUAACAGGAUCAUGCACAUAGAUGGAACUUUGAAAGUCGUCCUAUGGUCCACGCUGCAUAAAUGCGGUUUGAACUCAAUUUUAUAGUGAAUAUGCACCACUAGAUAGUAGAAAAUUUAUUUUUUGAAUGAUGUCAGUUUUCAUUUAUGUUUUGCAUGGAGAAAACCUAGCCCCAGAGGUAUUUUACGAAUAGAAAAAUAUAUAUACAUACGUUUUUAAGAAAUUUAUGUAACAUUAAGCUGCAGUAUAUAAGAAAAACAUCUAAUGGUGUGUACGAGUAUUUGCACAAAUUUGCAUGCACAUAACAAAUCUAUUAGUAAGUGAGUAUAGUAGGGUUUCUAAAACUAUUGGUGAACUUGUGCGAAAUCGGCAUUUUUUCGAACUAGCAAGAGGGCAGUCACAUUUUCUGCCUAUAAGCAAGCUCCUGUUGCCGGGGACAGUAAUGUUAUCGGCAUAUGAAUUUAUAGCCAAAAACUAUUACCAACCAGGUUAGAUGUGGCUGACAAGGACUAGUUGGAAAAUGGAUGCGAGUUUACAGGGUUGUUCUCGAGAAACAACGGCCUCUAAGCAAGGUAUUUUGAGUAUCGAGUGUACAAUCUAUGUGAAAAGUACUACAGUUAUCUGAUGCCAACGGUAGGGUUCAUACAAAUUCCUACAGCAGUAUGCUAGUGCGAGUGAGUAUUCAUGGUUAUAUUAAAAGUAAUAUCCCUUUACACUCCACUUCUAUGUAUAGACGUACUCUGCCAGCGUGUUUUUCCUUCACAUCUUUAUUUAUUUUUUUAAGUUAUCUUAAUCACUUACCUGUGAAUUCUCUAGCAUCAUCCCCCAAUCAGCCUCACCAAAUUUUCAAUGUAACAGGUAAAUAGUACAAGUAACAUUAUUUUUUAAUUUACACUAUAGAGAUAUCUAGAAUAAACAAAAUGGAUACCUACCACUUAGUACCCAGCUAUCUGUGUAACUGUGGCUGUGGCACAUGACACCCCUUUUAUGAUUUGAUUUGUCUUCCCAAUUAAUACUUUUUAAAGAAUGGUAUACUUGUGGUUGAUGAAGAUGGCUCUUACUUUUUCCAGUAUGGUUUCCUCAUAUGGUUAUUAAAAAUUGUGGUUGUGCAAUGGAUGGUAAUGGACGUGGCCAUGACCAAGUUCUAAAAAGAUGGUUUGGAAAAGGGUCAUAUUACUAAGAGAUGGUCAGUGGGAAUUUACCCCUGAACAGGGAUGAAAGACUGUCAAUCACAUCAACAAUGUGUUACUGCCAUCUGUACUUCCAAAACAGGGUUUGAUAUGUGGUCAGGAUGAUAUUUAAUUUUAUUAAAUCCACUGGCAGAAUAUAUGCCAAUUUUUUUCCGAAUGUUUGUGAAGAGCCAAAAUGUGUAGAGGUCUACACUAUUGGUCAGCCUACCUUAUGUUUAAAAUAGAGCAAAGAGUUUGCCAGAUUGAGAGCUUAUGUGAUGUAUAUGUAACAGUUUUUGAAAAGUAUUUAUUUCUGAACAAUAAAGAUUGUUAGAAAAUAUUUAAUAUA